AUGGCAAGUGUGAUCACUAAAGGAUCCAAAGAAUCUCACACAACAAGGCAUAAACCUGAAAACCCGAAUGAUGCUUUAUUAGCUUGGGGAGAUACCGGUGGUUACCUCAACGUUUUGUUCUGGACACAUGCGUCAAUGGCAUUAUUUGACAAGCCCACAAAUUUGUCUACAGAAAAGGAGGAAUCAACGUUCAAUGUUUCUUUGAAUGAUGUUAUUCAAAAGAAAUCAAAAUUUGUUUCAUUUCUACGUUUACGUAUACAUACAGACUGGGUGCGUAAAGUAAUGUAUGUUCCUCAAUUAGAAGCUUUUAUUACAUGUGCAACAGUAUGGAAUAAUUCAAUGGUUAUCACUUGGUUAGAGAAGUUACCAUCGAAUGCUAGUAUAGCCAGAAAUCCAAAUGCAUUCUGUGAACCAAGAGUGGUAUCACGUCGUUCUGUGUUUACAGUACAUCAAGGCAUAAAUGAUUUUGAUUUUCACGAGGGAAAUAAUCAAAUAGCAACAGCUGGAGUUAAUUAUCAUGUUUGUCUAUGGAAUCCUUAUGUUGUUUCUAAACCGAAUGGGUUACUUAGAGGACAUAUGGCAGCUGUGGUAGCUGUUCAAUUUCAUAUUUCACGGAGUCGUUUACUCAGCUUUUCAAGAGAUCGUGUUCUACGUAUAUGGGAUGUUCAGUUACAAGUAUGCUUACAAAAAAUGAAUAGUGUUUGUCCAAAAGGAUUAAGCGAUGAAUCAGUUUCACUGAAGAAACAAAUUACAACGCAUAUGUAUUUCCAUGAGGAUAGAUUACGCCUGUUUCUUAGUUUUAAUCAUACUUUAACAGUUAUGGAAAUGCGUAUCAAAGUACACGAUCGUAUUCUAAGUCAUGAAAAGCCAUUGAUUGGUAUCAUCUAUAAUUCAGCAUUUAAUCAAAUUGUAUCUGCUGCUCAGAGUGGUACAAUAUCAUUUUGGUUAAUUGAAACAGGUCAACGAGUUAAAAGUAUCUCUCGUAGUCAUGGUGAAAGUGAACUGACGUGUUUAGUACAAGAUCCAACAGAGACUAAAUUCUAUACUGGAAGCACUGAUGGUACAAUUAAGAUUUGGGAUAUGAAUGGUUAUUGUUAUCAUACAUUAAUAUGUUAUGGUGGGUCGCAUGCUGAAGUUGGGCAAAUUGUUAUCCUUAAACGAGCAAUUAUUGUAAUGGGGAAUUCAACACAUUUCACUGUAUUUCGUACAACUAAUUUCCGGGAUCAUUAUGUUUAUCCAUCUGAAUGGAAAGGUGGUCCAGAACAUUCAGACGAUGUACUCAGUGGGACAGCACUGCCGCCAAAUGGUUUGAUUACUGGGUCCUAUGAUGGUGAAAUAGUUGUGUGGAAUACAAAUUCUGAAUUGGCGGCUAGACGUAUGACAGCACGUUGUAAAAAUUUUUCUGCUGAGGAAAUUCGAUGGAAGCUGGAAAAUAUUCAACGAGAGAAUGCUUUACCAUCGAUAGCCAGUACAGAAAGUUGUCCAGAGGGUACAUCUGGCGACCUAAUAGCCGAUAUACCUGCACCAAUUGAUAGCUUAGAAAAUUUUCUAGAAACUUCUCGUAAAGAAUCAACAAGUCCUGAAUUCACCGUAGAAAUGUCAGGAGAGCUAGACGGUGAAAUGUCACUUGAGGAAAUGAAUAAAGCUUUAUCAAGUUUUCGUGUAAAUGCCUGGAAAAAUACUGUGCUAGGCAAAGUUUAUCAGGAAGUACGUUUGAGUAAACGCCAGCGUAAACAACCAGUACUUUUAACAGAAUUGUUUGAUACACACGCUGAAGGUGCAAGUCAAAAGAAUCAGGGACCGUAUUAUGCUUUACAUCUGAGUGAAUUGGAUCAAAUAACCGACAUGGAACAGCCAGAUUUUAUGUUUCAUCCAGAAAAUUAUUUCACAGAUAAAGAAGAAAUUGCAUCGAUUACAGUGAAUAAAAACAAUCCUGAAUCUCCUCAGCAAGUCUUAGAGGAGAAUAUAUCGAAUUUCCAAACGAACGCAUCUGGUGUAACAUCUGUUACAAGUCAUUUCAAUGAAGAAAGUUUAUUUCCAGAUUACAUUAUAAAUUUCGAUAAACAAAUGCAGCUUGUUAAUAAAUUUGUGAACACCCGUCAUUCUUUUCUUAAUCUGAAAAAGAAUAAAUCAACUGACAAUCAUAAUAAUGCGAUGACUUGGGACAAGAGACAACAUUCAAAAUCCCAGCGGAAAUACAAUCCCGUGCAUUUACCUCCAAUAAUUAAAAAGUAA
This is a messenger RNA of Trichobilharzia szidati, 2235 nucleotides long. Lineage: Eukaryota; Metazoa; Platyhelminthes; Trematoda; Strigeidida; Schistosomatidae. The record is from the annotation of a GenBank genome assembly.